Messenger RNA from Darwinula stevensoni, 453 nucleotides. The record is from the annotation of a GenBank genome assembly. Lineage: Eukaryota; Metazoa; Arthropoda; Ostracoda; Podocopida; Darwinulidae.
AUGCUUGUACUGACUGGCUUGGCUGUCAGCGUAGCUGCAUCUGCUUGGGCAGAAGGUGGCAAUGCUGAAGCAGGCAAAACCAAAUCCGCGACUUGUGCAGCCUGCCAUGGCGCAGACGGCAACAGCGUUAACCCUGAAUGGCCUAAACUGGCCGGUCAACACCCAAGCUACAUUCUGAAGCAAUUGAUGAACUUCAAGAAUGAUGAACGUGUAAACCCUUCCAUGACACCAAUGGCAAAACCAUUGAGUGAUGCAGACAUGGCAGACUUGGCAGCUUACUUCUCUUCACAAGUUCCCAAAGCCGGUGAAGCGGAUCAAACCAAAGUCACCUUGGGUGAACAAAUCUACAAGGGCGGCAACAAUGCCACUGGUGUUGCAGCCUGUGCUGCUUGCCACGGCCCAACCGGUGCUGGCAACCCAGCAGCCAACUUCCCUGCUAUCAAUGGUCAGCAU